AAGACAGACGCUUCACCCUGAGAGGAGGGCAGACAUUUUCAUCAUAGGGUCUCUGCUAACUCCAGCAUUUGGCAGAUGAAAUUCCACCAGACUGUUUAGAGACCUCCUGCUCCUACAGCAGCUAAACAUCUCAAUGGGCCAACCGCGGAGCAAGAGCACGGAGUGAUUCUGAAGAUGGCUAAGCAGCAGCUUCUCUUGCCAUGAGCCCUUCCAAUCUCCUCAUCAAACAGAUUGAGAUCAUGCUUCGUGCCCUGUACCUGUAGUAAGAAGGAGAACACAGGACACCUGGUCCAACAGGUCUUGUUUGCAAACAAAAUAAAACAAGAACCCCCAGCAGAAAGUAAAUUGCAUGAUAUGCCAUUUGUCUUCUUUUGAAGAAAAGAAGAGCUGAGUCAGCCCUCCUGACAGUUGACAACUCAGAGUUAUGAGGAAGAUUUAUGAGGCAUGGAAUAAUACCCUGUUUGGAAGACAGUAGAGCGCAUGCCAAGAUGCCAGAGUGCCACUGAGGCACACGGACUCGUGCGUCUCUAUUAAACUUCAAGGUUUGUCAGUAAUAUGAGGCCUUCGUUAGGUGAAAAGAAACUAGUGCCAAGAAGGCGUAUUCUUCCAUAUUUGGAAUAGACGCACUCUCAAGACAAUGGCUUCAAAGGUCUCCUGUUUGUACGUUUUGACAGUUGUGUGCUGGGCCAGCGCUCUCUGGUACUUGAGCAUAACCCGCCCCACUUCUUCCUACACUGGCUCCAAGCCAUUCAGCCACCUAACAGUCGCCAGGAAGAACUUCACCUUCGGCAACAUAAGAACUCGACCCAUAAACCCGCACUCUUUUGAAUUUCUUAUAAACGAGCCCAACAAAUGUGAGAAAAACAUUCCUUUCCUCGUUAUCCUCAUCAGCACCACCCACAAGGAAUUCGAUGCCCGCCAGGCAAUCCGAGAGACAUGGGGGGAUGAGAACAACUUCAAAGGGAUCAAGAUAGCCACUCUCUUCCUCCUGGGCAAGAACGCCGACCCUGUCCUGAACCAGAUGGUGGAGCAAGAGAGCCAGAUCUUCCACGACAUCAUCGUGGAGGACUUUAUUGACUCCUACCACAACCUGACCCUCAAGACGCUCAUGGGGAUGAGGUGGGUGGCCACUUUUUGUUCAAAAGCCAAGUACGUCAUGAAAACAGACAGUGACAUUUUUGUAAACAUGGACAACCUUAUUUAUAAAUUGCUGAAACCCUCCACCAAGCCAAGAAGAAGGUAUUUUACUGGCUAUGUCAUCAACGGAGGGCCAAUUCGGGACAUCCGCAGUAAGUGGUACAUGCCCAGGGAUUUGUACCCCGACAGUAACUACCCACCAUUCUGUUCGGGGACUGGCUAUAUCUUUUCAGCAGAUGUGGCUGAACUCAUUUACAAAACCUCACUCCACACAAGGCUGCUUCACCUUGAAGAUGUAUAUGUGGGACUGUGUCUUCGAAAGCUGGGCAUACACCCUUUCCAGAACAGUGGCUUCAAUCACUGGAAAAUGGCCUACAGUUUGUGUAGGUACCGCCGGGUCAUCACCGUGCAUCAGAUCUCCCCAGAGGAAAUGCACAGAAUCUGGAAUGACAUGUCAAGCAAGAAACAUCUCAGAUGUUAGGAUUUUUACCGAUGUAAAUACGUUUUCAUUUUUGUUUUUGUUUUUAAGAAAUGGGGCCUAAGGUGUUGGUGUUUUACAGGUGUCACCAGGGGAAAUAGACUGGUGAAGGGGUUUUGUAUAGUUUUUGCUUCCUGCUUCUAGUUCCUUUCUUGGAUUACCAAUUUACAAAUGUUAGGCUCUGGUCAUAGAAACAAUAAAUGAGUUAGAAGGGCCAGAUUUCAUUCUCAGGUCCCAAGGCGUUGCCAUUUAUCUCGAAAAGUGACUGCCAAGCAACUCCUAGGAUUUAUGUACUGUGCAUCUGAGAUAAAAAUUUGGUUAUGGGAAACCGAAACUCACAGUAAUGUCUUCAUAUCAUCUCUGCAAAAAUGAAUAAAUAAGUAAAUAACUCUUUUUCAAAAACAAUUCAGAAAUGAUGCACAGUCAGGAAGACACGCUAGAUGUGAUUAUUUAAUAUUGUGUGUGUUGUUACAUUAAAUUUUUACAUCUAUUGCCAUGUAAUAUGUACAGUAUUUUCAGUUCCACCAAGAAAUGAACUCAGUACUGGCAGGGAGGCUGCAGUUAAAUAGAUGGGGAUUUAAACUUGAGAAUCAAAUAUUCUGUAGGUUUAGAAAUCAACUCUGCUUGCUCAUCCAAGGAUUAAACCUGGUCAGCAGGUGGGAUGUAUAUAAAAUGCUACUUAACAAAGUAAACAAGAGAAUUUGUUCUUUUUCUUUUUUUUUUUCCUUUUUGCUCUUUCAGAACAAACAUUACAUGGUGCCUCCAAGGAGACUUUGCCAAAUGUAAUCUCACCUGCUUCCCUUCCUACAAUGUCACUAAGCGCAUUUCACAGUUUCUGGAUCUGGUAGGCACAGGAAUCCUAGUACAGAAAAUAAGUUGGUAGGAGGCCAGAGAAAAACAAAUCACAUUGAGAAAACAUAGAUUUAGGUAUGCGUUAUAAUUAACAAAAUCUUAGCAAUCAUAUUAGAUGCCCUCCCACACAUUUGCAAAGCACGUGAGAAAAUCUUUAAGGGUUACCAAUAUUAUUAAAAGAUUUGCCCCUACUGUUGACAGAUGUAAGACUCUCUAACACCCAAAAACAUCCAAGUACCUUUUCUCAGCAAUGCUGUUAUGAGGUGUUCUGGGGGCUCUGUGAUUGAGGUGGGGAAGCCUAGGUCCAAGUCCUGUUGAUGCCACCGUACUUUUGAGCCAUCUGAGCAGGCAUCUUAAUCUUGCUGUGCUUCAAUAUGCUCAUUUGUAAAAUGGCUGUAAAAAAAAAAAACACCUACCUCACAGGUGCUGUGAGAGCAAAUUGCAUAUGCUAAGUAUUUUGAGAUCCUUAGCUUACAAGGUGCUACGUAAUGCAGUGUAUCAUGCAUUAUGCUAAAUGCUAAAAUAAUUACAUAAUCACAAUGGUCAUCAGUAGUAGAAACGUCAUCUUAAUAUAAAAUCUGCCAAAAUAAAGAUCAACUACGAAUUAUUAGUGCACCUAAUUCUUCCAAGACUUUGGCUUUUCCUUGGCUAUAUGUUAGGUGUUUGGGAAAGCUUCGAUUUCUCUGCCAUUUCCUCUGGUUUCAAUGAAUAAGUCAUUAGUUCAGUGUAUUGCCUUGAUAUCCCAAGGUGCUGAAAGGGAAGGCAGCUGCCUUUCUUUGGGAAGGACCCUCUGGCUGGGGGUAUAUUACAGUAAGUGAAGCAUAUGCUUUGCAACGUGCAUCGCAGCAACUUAGAUCUCAGGAAACAUUUGAUCUGAAUUCUCUCUCUAAGAACUUUGAGGACAGGUCAAGCUAGUCCACCUCUAUCAGAAGAAGAAUAGGCACUCAGCAAACCCACACAUUGUUCAUCUUCUACCAUUCUUAGAAAACUCCUGUUUGUUCUCAAAGAAAGCCCCACAGCUAAAAGGGUAUACCAUUUUAUUUAUUUAUUUAUUUAUGUAUUUUUUUAACCUGACCCCUUGGAAGUUGACAGCAAACAGGUAGACAUAAUGAACAAAAUGAAGUCAUCGCCUAUUUCUUGAAAACACUGGAUGUCUUAUUCCCAGCCCCAAAGAAUCUGAGAUAAUUCUUCCCAUUCCUUAAUACAUCUUCAUCUCAUGGUCAGCAAGACUGCUGAUUUUGAUUAGAAAACAGCAUCAGGUAGCCUGGAGAGAGAUGGAUCAGCACAAGGUGAGUCACCUGCCCACCCCGCAGCCUUAGCGGCUGUGGGUUCCAAACACUGGAAAAGUCUCACAAAUUCAUCCUUGGUUCACCUUCCAGUCGUGCAGCCGAAUGAAGCCUCUGUCUCAUACUACUUCCUUGCAUCUACCCCAUGCUCGGUCCAGCCACCUUUGUUGUCAAGGAAUUGCACAUGAUAAACACUAUACAUGUACAUCUACGAAUUGUCUUAUAUGUGUGUGUAUACACUAUGAAUAGAGUCCUAAUCUUUAAAAGGAACAAAAAUCAGAGGAUCGUAUGUCUUAAAGAACUAUUUCCUAACGUUUUUAUGCUAGGUAGUUCCCAUGUGACAAACAUGUAAAUAUUCGUCAAAGACCACAUGUAUAUAUUUUAAAGGCAUUUUUUCUUCUCCCCAACUGUACGUAUAGCUAGAAACUGCUUGCUAUGUAACAUUUUCUUCUGCAUGGAGCUUGGUGAAGCAAGGCCAUUUGUCCAGUGUUUCAAUAGCCUUAAGCAUGUUUGCCUUUUGUUUUUUGUUUUUUGGGUUUUUUUUUGAAUGUUCAAAAAAUGUUUCAGUGAGCAAGAAAAAUCUCUUUCUACUUUUGUUAAUUUUCUGACCUGACAGUGGCCAAAUUAUUGUUUCAAUUAUUUGUUAAGCCACUCUUAUCAUUUCUCUGACAUAAAAUAACAGUGUUCUACCCAGAGUCAUUCAGACAAUUUUUACAAAAACUCUCUACCUUGCCACCUAUUUGUUCCUUAUGCACUGGAAAGUAUCAGUAGUCAACCUCUGUGUUCUUAAAGUUUCUUUUUAAAAUUUAUCUUUGGGGAAAAAAUGUUUUAUCUUUGGGGAAAAAAGUUUUAUCUUUGGUGGCUAGUUUGCGUGGCUUUGUGUCUUCUUACAUUGGAGCAAAUGUCAGUUUCAACAUGUAAUAUUGUACUGUUAAAUAGCCAGAAUCAAAAAAUGAAGAUAAUUUUCGAUUUGGAUUAAAUUCUGAAGAACAAAAGCCCUCUGUGUGAUAUGAUAUGGGGAAAAUAAACUCUUUACAGAGAAGCCAAGGAAGGAGUUUUUCAGUCAAAUCUCUUCUAUCAAAAGACAAUGAAAUAUUUACCUAAAGUAUCUGAGAUUCAUUUUUUAUCUUUCCUAAUAUGUGGGUUUAGUGGGGGAAUUGAUUGUCAUUUCUUCUGUAAAGGUGAAGAUAGUUUUUAUAAGCAACAGAGUAAGUUGUGAAUGAAAGAAGUAAUUUACUAGAAACGCUUGUUGAUGAUAAUUGACAUUUAGGUAUAAGGUUAUAUAUGAAUGAUUGUAUUUAUGUAUUUAUUUGUCAAAAUUGUACAUACUGUUUCGCCAAAAGUAAUUGUCUGUAAAAGUGCACUCUCCAGGUUUGUAGUACUAUUUAGGGUUACAUGGGUUGCCAGUCAAGCUGCUAAUCAGAAUACUAUUUUUUGUAUCAAUGUUAUAAGACUAAAAAUGGCAAAUAGAUGCUGAAGAUGUUAUUACAUUCAGUUUCUUCACCUUCCUCUUGAAAUGUAAACUGUUGAUCUGAAGCACGAUACUAAUGUACAGGCCCAUCUGUCAUGAGGAAGAUAUGGCUCCAUAAAGCUGACUUUUUUAAACCAUUGGGACAAAUAAACAGAAGGAGAACAUA
Molecule: messenger RNA, 5390 nt
Organism: Microcebus murinus (gray mouse lemur)
Lineage: Eukaryota; Metazoa; Chordata; Mammalia; Primates; Cheirogaleidae
Source: RefSeq, a predicted model, not a curated record